AUGACCAUCAGCCCCCAUGAAGCGUACUCGGAGAGUUUUGGAGAGGAAGCAGCUCGCACGAAAGCGACGCUACGCGGGGGCUACCAGAAUGCCAAUCAUGACGCUGCUGGCGCAUUACCGCAAAAGUUGAUGAAGCGGCCGCGAGGGCCUCCACCAGCGAAGAUACUUGCAGCGUCGACUACACCGAGGACACGAAUCUUGCCACCUAUUAGGGCAGCAAGUCCCAAUACACCUGUUGCGUCUUCUAACAUGACGCUGGAAGAAAAACAACAACGACAACUGCAUUCGUUCCUGCGCAACUUUCUCGCGAUGGGUGAAAGCGGACGCUUCCAGCAGGUGAUUGAUCUGCGCCAGCAUGGGAUUGACACAGGAAUUACAGUCACUGACGCAACGUUACAAGAAGUUGUGCUCACAGUGCCGAAUCUACGUGGACUUAAUCUCUCCGGCUGCUCUCAUAUCACGGAUGCCGGGCUUUGGGCUGUAGCCAGACACUGUCAGACACAACUCGACACUAUUUAUCUAGCUCAGUGCGAGAAGGUGACAGAGCUUGGGUUGCGUCUCCUCGCUCAUAAUUGCAGGCUUGUACUGGUAGAUCUGAGUGACUGCCCACAACUCAAUGACGCUGCACUACAGACGCUCGCUGCGGGGUGCUGGAUGAUCGAGACUUUCAUAAUGAAACGAUGCCGAGGAGUCUCGGACGCUGGUAUCGUCAAAAUCGCUCAGUGCUGCAAAGAUUUACGCCAUCUGGAUGUCUCCGAGUGCUCUCGACUCGGUGAAUACGGCGAUAAAGCGCUGCUUGAGAUCGGGAAAUGCUGUCCGAAGUUACGUGUGCUGGAUCUAUUUGGCUGUCAGCACGUGCAUGAUCCAGGUGUCCGUGCUGUCGCGAAAGGCUGCCCAUUGUUGACCACGCUCAGACUUACGGGGUGUCGAGAUGUCAGUAGUAGCGCUAUUCGCGCAUUGGCCCAACAGUGCACCCAGCUUGAAGUGUUAUCACUUGCUGGAUGCAUCAAGACGACGAAUAGUGAUCUCGAACUGCUGGCAACCAACUGUCCGCAACUUACGUGGCUUGACAUCAGCGGCAGCCCAAAUAUCGACGCGCGUGGUGUGCGUGCACUAGCCCAGAACUGUACUUCCCUUACGUAUUUGAGCUUAGCCGGAUGCCAACGAGUGGGUGACACUGCAUUGAGUGAGCUUACCAGUGCAGGAGCUGGAGGACUUGCGAAGUCUCUUGGGGAGUUAUCUCUCGCAGAUUGUCCUCGAAUCACGGAAAAUGGAGUUGAUGCCUUAACUGCCGUGUGCUCUAACCUUAUCACGCUAAACCUCACGAACUGCAAGCAGGUCGGUAGAAGGUUCCUACAGAGACUCAUAACAAAGCUCGAGUUCGUGCAAUGGGCCACCAGUUUCUUCGGGUUCGAGCCACUACCCAAUGCCGCCGAGCUUUGUCGCCAGCGCGAUCUCCGCUUACUACAACUACAAAGUGCCAUUAAAAUCCAAGCAGCGAUGCGCGGGUGUCUUGCUCGAGGUGGACUGUGGCAGGCAAAACUCAAGUUCGUGGAACGAAAGAUAUUACCGAAGAUCCAGGCGCGCAUACGUGGGUUUUUGGUGCGAAAACGUAUUGCAACAGAUAAGAAAUAUCAGCUAGAAGAUCGUGCUGCAUGGUUAAUUGGGCGUGCCUAUCGUGACUUGCAACUUCGACGGAUGCUAAAACACGCCAAGAGGAUUCGUCAAAUUAGGGAGCACGAAGAUGAAGCUGCUCUUAUUUUCCAGAAGAACUUCCGCGACUUUGACGUCAGCUACGAAGCGUUCGCCAGCGGACGCAGUGCCAGUUCUUCGGCUCGUAAAUGGUUCGAGAUGGCUCAUGAAAAGGUCAAUGACGAUGGCAGCAGCUCUCUCACAACUCGAUCGUCAAAGUCACGCAUUCUUGGCAAAAAAUGGGUCGAACUUGUUGAUCGAGAGACUCAAAACACCUACUACUACAACGAAGUAACAGGAGAAUCGAGGUGGUCUCUUUCACCUCGCAGUGCUCGCGACACUUCCGACACGGAAGAUCAAAUAUCCUUGGCUUUGUUCACCCAAGUGAAGCAACUUCGUGAGUCUCCAGUGCCAUAUUCAUCACGAGACCAGCAUAUGAGCUGGCUGGAAGCAGCCAUCACCGAGAAGGACUGGGUAAAAGCUGAUGCGAUCGUCCAGCAGAUUUUUAUCCGCGAACAGAGCCAAGUAGUGACUGAACGAAAGGCAAGAGAGGAAGAAGAGAGGUUAUCUGCAAGCUCGAGCAAUGGCAUUAUUCAGGCUACCUCUGAUCUAACUCCAAGCACUUGGAUUGAGUACCGAGACGAAAGCAGUGGCGCCAUGUACUACUACAACCAGGAAACAGGAGAGACAAGCUGGAGCCAACCGUCAAUAGCAGCAAGUCAAUGGCAAGAGAUGCAGGACAGCAACGGUACUACAUACUACUACAACCCCGUGACUGGCGAGACUACAUGGUCAAAGCCAGACAGCUAGAACCAAAUACACUAAAACUGCUAACUUUA
Molecule: messenger RNA, 2531 nt
Organism: Phytophthora nicotianae INRA-310
Lineage: Eukaryota; Oomycota; Peronosporomycetes; Peronosporales; Peronosporaceae
Exons: 2
Coding region: 1-2502 (833 amino acids)
Biological process (GO): SCF-dependent proteasomal ubiquitin-dependent protein catabolic process
Cellular component (GO): SCF ubiquitin ligase complex
Molecular function (GO): protein binding
Source: RefSeq, a predicted model, not a curated record